AUGUCGUCAGGUUCUAAUGGUGCAAGGCGCGUUGCCUCACUGCUGAGGCCAUCAAUAAUCGACUCCGGUGUAUGCAGAAGCUGUCAAGAAACCAUUGGCCGCCGCAGCUAUGCCUCAGCCGCUCCAGCAGCUACUGAGUCGACAACCACUCCUCCCGUCGUGAAGCCCGCGUAUACCAUCAACGCCGGAGUAGUCCUCUCCCGCCCUCCCCAGAUCACCCGUGACCUCGAGCCGUUCGAGAAAGCGUUCUACUUCUACCAGAAGCGUUUGAACGAGCGUCUGGCCCUCCCUUUCACAAAAUAUUUCUACUUCAAGCGCGGAACACCAGCCGACGAGGACUGGAAGAAGAAGAUCCAGGAGCGCCGGACUGCCGCUCGUGAUAUCGGAAAGUACAACGCGUACGAUAACGAUGCGUGGAACGAUGAGCUUCUGCUCGGUGCUCAGGAAUCUGAGCCCGCACACCAGGUUGAGGCGCUUGUGCAGGAUGCAGAGUCAACUGCCAAUGAGACUUCGCAAGAUACAAGCAAAAAGGAGGAAAUCCCCCGACCGUACCCUCGGAUUACCGAAGCAGACAAGAAGAACGACCAGAAGAGCCUGGAUCGUUUGCUUUCCCGCACUCUUUACCUCCUUGUUCAGUCUAAGGAGGGACACUGGAAGUUCCCCUCCUCCCCCGUGGAGACCGGAGAGACCCUUCGUCUGGCUGCUGAGCGCACCCUUUCCGAAUCCGCCGGUAUCAACAUGAACACCUGGAUGGUCGGCUACCACCCCGUCGGAUGGCACUCGUUCAACCCGCCCCGCGCGAAGAAGGGCGAAACAACUGCCGUCGAGGCUACCGGAAGCAAGAUCUUCUUCCUGAAGUCUCGCAUUAUGGCCGGCCAGGCCGAUCUGUCCGUCAACACCCAGAACCUGAAGGACUUCAAGUGGCUCUCCAAGGAAGAGCUCUCGCAGUACCUGAACACGCAAUACUACAGCAACAUCAAGAACAUGCUGGCCGACCGGUAA
Penicillium soppii is the source of this 1002-nucleotide messenger RNA. Its product is annotated as mitochondrial 54S ribosomal protein mL46. NCBI's taxonomy places the organism in Eukaryota, Fungi, Ascomycota, Eurotiomycetes, Eurotiales, Aspergillaceae. The record is from RefSeq and is a predicted model, not a curated record. The transcript is spliced from 3 exons. Bases 1 to 1002 code for a protein of 333 amino acids. Gene Ontology annotation, cellular component: mitochondrial large ribosomal subunit. Gene Ontology annotation, molecular function: structural constituent of ribosome.